CCAUCUCAUAAAACUUUUAGGAUCAAAUGUGUUCUUGGAAAAAAACAGAAACAAAAUCGGCCGAUUCCUCAUUGGAUUCGACUUCGUACAGGAAACACAAUCAGAUAUAAUGCUAAACGUCGUCAUUGGCGUCGUACUAAGCUCAAUAUUUAA
This is a messenger RNA of Entrophospora candida, 153 nucleotides long. NCBI's taxonomy places the organism in Eukaryota, Fungi, Glomeromycota, Glomeromycetes, Entrophosporales, Entrophosporaceae. The record is from the annotation of a GenBank genome assembly.